Molecule: messenger RNA, 2173 nt
Organism: Drosophila mojavensis
Lineage: Eukaryota; Metazoa; Arthropoda; Insecta; Diptera; Drosophilidae
Product: estradiol 17-beta-dehydrogenase 11
Exons: 9
Coding region: 281-1519 (412 amino acids)
Cellular component (GO): lipid droplet
Molecular function (GO): oxidoreductase activity, acting on the CH-OH group of donors, NAD or NADP as acceptor
Source: RefSeq, a predicted model, not a curated record
GCACCACAAAUGUCAACGAAUUGGUCGCAAUAGGACGCUGAAAAAGUUAAAAGUAAAUAUAAUCAAAUACAAAAGGCAAACAUCAAACAAAAGUGAACAGCAACCAGUAUAAAUAAUUAAGUAAUAAAUUGAAAAGUCGGUUAGUGAGAUAAAUUGCGUGCUUACAAACGAAGAACGUCGCAGCGCCUUUGCCUGAGAAAAUAUUGUGAAAUCACAGAAAAUAAAUUACUAAAAAGAAACAAAAAAUACAGAACAAGUGCAAAAAAAAUCGUGUCGCAAAAUGGAGAAGAACAAUAACAAUCUACAGGCGGAUAUUACACCGUCAGCCAACGGACAUGCCCUGCCAAAUGGCAAUGGUGCGGCGGGGGGCGUGGCUGAGCCGCUCAACUGGAACCAAAGAAUAUGGAAUACCUGGGAUGCGUUCGCAGAUGUCAUGUGGUUCAUCAUCUGCAGCAUAGGCUAUAUACUGCAGGACCUUUAUUACAUCGCCUUCGGCUAUCCCGAAAAGGAACUCAACACGGACAUUGCGUUAAUCACAGGUGGCGGCAAUGGACUCGGCCGUCAGCUUGCCGAGCGACUGGGCAAAAUGGGCACCAAAAUUAUCAUCUGGGACAUUAAUCAAAAGGGCAUUGCGGAGACCGUUCAGAUCGUAGAAGAGGCGGGCGGCUAUUGCAAGGGCUAUGUGGUGGAUAUAUCAAAGAAAGAGGAGGUCUACAAAGCGGCCGAUGUCAUCAGAGCAGAAGUUGGUGAUGUCACUUUGCUGAUUAACAAUGCUGGCGUUGUGUCUGGACUGCAUCUGCUGGAAACGCCAGACCAUCUGAUCGAGCGUUCGUUCAAUGUGAAUGUUAUAGCACACUUUUGGACCGCAAAAGCGUUUCUGCCCAAAAUGAUCGAGAAGGAACGUGGACAUAUCGUGACGAUCGCCUCUCUGGCUGGCCAUGUUGGCAUUAGCAAAUUGGUCGAUUACUGUGCCAGCAAAUUUGCAGCGGUUGGCUUCGAUGAGGCGCUGCGUCUGGAGCUGGAAGUUCUCGGACAUACGAACAUACAAACCACCUGCAUUUGCCCGUUCUUCAUACAGGCAACGGGCAUGUUUGAUGAUGUGAAUGCCAGAUGGGUGCCCACAUUGAAUCCCAACGAUGUGGCCGAUCGCGUCAUCUCGGCCAUUAGGAAGAACGAGAAGCUGGCCGUCCUUCCCGGUUUCCUCAAGUUUAUGCUGUCUCUCAAGUGGACCUUCCCUUGGGGUUGUGUGGGCGGCUUGUUGCGUCGCCUGGUGCCCGACGCCUCGCCCCAUGGCCUGCCCAGCUCCAGCAGCACUAGCAGCAGCAGCAGCAGCAGCAGCAGCAACAACAACAACAUCAAGAGCCAUGGCCAGGCGAAUGGCAACAUCAUGUCCUCAUCCACCGCCGCGGAUAUGGCUGCCCUUGAUGCUCAGUUGAGCAGCGCCAGUGCCGCGCUGCCAGCGAAAUCACCCUCGAUGCUCAUCCAACGGACACCGUCAUUGGGGGAGCGGGUGCUCUGAGGAGCGCCGCCUGCCGGCUUCGCCCUUGCCUGCGCGUAUUUGUUGCUUUUGCAUUUUACGAGUUAUGUGUGUAAUUGAAUUUGUGUUUUUGGCAAUUUUUUCUUUCUCUCUCUCUCUUGUUUUACAUUACUCUUUCCCUUUUGCUUUUUUUUUUUUGUUGGCCAAACGAACAUUCGCGGUGGAUUUGCGGAUGGAUUUGUGGUCAGGAGCACGUUUAGUAAUUUUAAGCUACGAGUCUAGUGAUAUUACAUUUAGUUAUGACGGCCCCCCACGGGGCCCUCAGAUACGAUUAGUUCUUUAAAUGCUGAUUCGUAUUUUCGUACAGAGUAAGAUAGAACGAGGCAAACGAGUGUAGUCAGCAGUCAGGUUCUUGAAAGCAUUUCCUUUCGGUUGUAGUUUUUCUUAAUACACAUAAAUCGUAUAAUUCUAAACUAGUUCAAUCCGUUAUUGCAUCGGGUUAAAUAAAUUUAAAUCGACUUAUGCCCUAGGUAAACUUUUCUCUUUUAAGCAACUUUAUACCUAAAACCUCUAUUUUUUCAUAAAUUUUAAUUAGCGAUAUUUUUAAUACUAAUUCCACUAAAGCGUAGUUAGGCAAAUUAUAACUUUGUCGACAGCAAAACAGAAAUAAUAUAUAUAACAAUACAAGUUUAAAAA